This is a messenger RNA of Ictalurus punctatus (channel catfish), 7363 nucleotides long. It is a transcript of the gene map3k2, whose product is annotated as mitogen-activated protein kinase kinase kinase 2. NCBI's taxonomy places the organism in Eukaryota, Metazoa, Chordata, Actinopteri, Siluriformes, Ictaluridae. Gene Ontology annotation, biological process: protein phosphorylation. The record is from RefSeq and is a predicted model, not a curated record. Gene Ontology annotation, molecular function: protein kinase activity; protein binding; ATP binding. The transcript is spliced from 18 exons. Bases 654 to 2504 code for a protein of 616 amino acids.
CUCGGCCUGUUCUACGGACAGUAACCGUAUUCGCGGGGGAGCAGCUUCGUGGUUUCUCGGAUCGUGUCGUGUUGGAGGUUUUGGUUUUUUUUUUUUGCAUGUAAACAAAACAGACCGAAAAACGCUUGAGACGUUUAACGUUAGCUGUCCAAGUCGGUUUUUUUUUAAAAGACGUGUUUUAUGUAAAUGCGCGCGCAUUGGCACGACCACACAAACACACCAUCUCUAUCAAAUGUCACAAGUUAGUGAACUGUUCAGUGGUUAAUUAAUGGAUAUGCCUGGCGACAUUAUGCAGAGCUAUGAUAUGCUAAGCUAAGCUAAGUGAAGCGAAUGAUUGUGAUUAUGCACGUAGGCCUUGCGCUGAAGUUGAACUUCUAAACGGACUUUCUAACUUGUCACAUUAGCGCGAGGCCCGCACUUCCAGGGCCGUUUUUGGAUGAGGAAGUGAACUCAACACAGACAACCCAGCCCUUAAGCGAGAAGCAUUUAGCAUGCUAAGAAGCUAACAUCGGGCAAAACUUUGACAGCAACUGAAGUCAUGAAGAAAUAUUUUUCUUCCUCUUCGCAACUUGUCAGCGUUAUCAGAGAAAGGAACCCAUUUGAUGGGCAAAUCCUCUUUCCUGAGCUCCUGGGGCAAAAUCUGAGCAGUGAUCAUGGACGAACAGGAGGUUUUGAACUCGAUCAUGCAGGACCUGGCUGAACUGCAGCGCUCCAGCCGGUCAGCCAUGCCUGAUCUGGGAAAACCCAAAGCCUCGUCCCCCAAGAACCAGAAUGAUGUUCGGGUGAAGUUUGAGUACCGAGGAGAGAAGAGGAUCCUGCAGUUUCCUCGACCUCUCAGGCUGGACGAUCUGAGUGCCAAAGCUAAAGUGGCGUUUGGUCAAACAAUGGACCUGCAUUACACCAAUAAUGAGCUGGUGAUUCCUUUGAGCACCCAAGAUGAUCUGGAUAAGGCUGUUGAGCUGCUGGAUCGCUCCGUCCACAUGAAGAGUCUCAAGAUUCUGCUGGUGCUUUCAGCAUCUACUCAGAACUCCCUCUCCGGUAUGAAUAUGUUGCUGACGCACGAGCAUCUGGACAACACGGACAGGAAGAGCAUGCUGGCCCUGAUAGGAUCUCAAUCGACAGACCGCAGCUCUCCCCCACCAGGCUACAUCCCUGACGCUCUGCAGCAGGUGGCCAGAAACGGCUCGUUCACCAGCAUCAACAGCGAGGGAGAGUUCAUACCUGAGAGCAUGGACCAGAUGCUGGAUCCGCUAUCCAUGAGCAGCCCUGAGAAUUCAGCAUCAGGCAGUUGUCCUUCAUUGGAUAGCCCUCUCGAAAGCGAUAGCUAUCCUAAAUCCCGCAUGCCCCGAGCUCAGAGUUACCCAGAUAACCAUCAGGACUUUCCGGAAUGUGACAUUCCAGUGUUCGAGAAGUCAGGGAAGGGUGGUACGUAUCCACGGAGAUAUCCCGUCCCCUUCGGUCUGCAGGACUACAGUGAUGGGCGUAAGACAUUUCCACGAGCACGGCGAACACAGGGCCACGGCUUUCGCUCACCCAUGAGCUUCAGUCCGACGGACCAGAGCCCGAGCACCAGCAGCGGCAGCAGCAUCUUCUCGCCUGAACUGGAAGAGCCAGGUCGUCGGCGCCGUGGUAGCGACAUUGAGCCCAACCCCAACCCAACACUCUCUGUCAUGGACAUCAGCCCGCCCAGUCGCUCUCCUCGUGCCCCCACAAACUGGCGCCUGGGAAAGCUGCUGGGUCAGGGAGGAUUUGGUCGGGUCUUUCUCUGUUACGAUGCUGACACGGGCAGAGAACUUGCCGUCAAACAGGUCCAGUUUGACCCAGACAGCCCGGAGACCAGCAAGGAGGUGAGUGCGUUGGAGUGUGAGAUCCAGCUCCUGAAGAAUCUUUUUCAUGAACGCAUAGUCCAGUACUACGGCUGCCUGCGGGACACACACGAAAGAACUCUCUCUAUCUUCAUGGAGUACAUGCCUGGGGGAUCAAUUAAAGACCAACUCAAGUCUUAUGGCGCCCUGACAGAAAACGUCACUCGUAAAUACACACGGCAGAUCUUGGAAGGAGUGUGUUACCUGCACAGCAACAUGAUUGUACACAGAGACAUCAAAGGUGCCAACAUCCUGAGAGAUUCAGCUGGAAAUGUGAAGUUAGGUGACUUCGGGGCAAGUCGUCGUCUGCAGACCAUAUGUCUGUCAGGAACGGGCAUAAAGUCAGUGACAGGAACACCAUACUGGAUGAGCCCAGAGGUCAUUAGUGGAGAGGGCUAUGGAAGGAAAGCUGAUAUAUGGAGUGUUGGCUGCACCGUAGUUGAAAUGCUAACCCAGCGGCCUCCUUGGGCGGAGUUCGAGGCGAUGGCAGCCAUCUUCAAAAUCGCAACACAACCGACCAACCCUACACUCCCAGCCCAUGUGUCUGACCACUGCCGUGACUUCCUUAAACGCAUUUUUGUGGAGACAAAACAACGGCCAGCUGCUGAGGACUUAUUACGGCAUUUUUUUGUUCACUAACCCCUCGAUCACUGAACUAUUAGAGACAACCCUAAGUGUCUGCCCUUUUCUACACUUCGCCCAGCCUGCUGUAGAGCGCUUCCAUUGGACCAGAGAGAAUGGAGGUGUGGCUUAGCAGAAAGGCGCUUUAUGCCUCUGUUGGUGGAGGAUAGCAUUUGGGAGCAGCUUGAUUCUGUAUGAAAACAUUGCACCUUAAUUUCACUCAGGGGUAAGUACCCCUAAAGACUAAACGAGUUUUAUUAUUGUAGGUUUUUUUUUUGUUUGUUUGUUUGUUUUUUGUUUUUUUGAGUUAUGCGAACUUGGACUAGGAGACUAUGCUCCAGGGAGUCUCGUCAGCUUCUAGGCUUAUGGGAUGAAUCUGAGAGGCUAUCUCGUUCCAACACGACCCAGAAUGUACUGUCGAGCCCAGGAGAGGGCUGGUGUGCCAUCAAGCUGCUAAAAAAAGGCAAAUCUAAGGAUAAAAAAUCAGACCACAGGGUGUUGGGACUCCAGCGUUACUCCUCUAAGUUCUCAUUCUCUUGCACAGUUAGUACAGACCGCAGACACACACUUUCAUCAUCAACAUCUAUACUGUAGAUUUCAUCUCUCACUAUGCUGUACAAACGUUAGUUGUUGCUGUAUCUCCGUCUCUCCCUCUCCGUGUUCACGGUUUAUCAGAGUGUGCCACUAUUUUUGAGCUGUAGGGUCAAGCAGGAUUGUGAUUCGUUUGUUUCACUCAGUCAGUGUUGCUUUUGCUUCGUGCCUUUUAGGUUUGUGGAAACCGAGUGAUUUGUGCUAUGAAGUCUUCUCCUUCUCUUAUUCUCUGCUUCAUUUACAAACAAUUCCUUAAGCACUCCUUUUGCCUUCCCAUAACACAGUGCCGGAUUCUUCAGCAUAAGCUGAGGUCGUCUUUUAAACACAUUCAUCCAUUAAAGCCAAAAACCCAGAACACACGCUGGGGCUGGUGCCUAGAGACUACAAUCAUUCAAGUCUUUAAAGGAAAAAUCCACCAUGAAUGACUCGUAUAUUAAUCUUUCAAAAGAACACAUCUUUAGUAGCGUUUAAGAUUUAUUCUGUAAUGUUGACUUUUUUUUAUUUAUUUUUAUUUAUUUUUUUUUUAAACUUCUCAUUCACACGGGGAUCUAUUUUCACUUAACGUUACCCACAAUGCAAUGCAGUGGCGCUUUAGUCCUUUUAGUCCAGCUCUCUCACUUCCAGAUCUGUACACCGUGCACCAACAUCAGCUUCCAAAGCUUCAACUUUCAUGUGUUCGCCUGCCAGUGCUAGUAGAUCGCUAACUAGCCGCUGCCUUAACGCGCGCGGUUGAGUCACGUUUAUAGCUGUGUUGCAUUCUGUGACUUUGUGUCCACUAUGUGCAGUACCAUCUACACUAUUUCUGUGUUGGAAUUCUCGUUCGUAUGACAUCGAACAUCACUGGAGAACGGUUAGCGAUAAAAGAAGCUCUUGCUUUUUUGAUAAGCUGGACCAUAAUUUCGGCGAGUUUUAUCUCCUGUUAAACAGCACUGUAACUAACGUCUCCCUGUGACAUCAGAGCAGUGCGAUCUUUUCACAGGAAUAAGGACAAAGACAGCACCAGUGUACAAAUUAGCACCCGGAGACUUUUAAACAGGCCACAGAUAUUUCAAUAUAAAUGUAUGUUGUGUUUCAGGGUGGAGUUUUCCUUUAACAGCAGCAUGAAUGUUAUUUAUUUGAAAUAGAUGAUUGAGGAAAUAAACACAAGGCUUAUUUAGAUUACAGUUUAUCCAUACGUGUUUAAUUGCCAUAUUUAGGAAGCCUGCAGAAUUCUAAAGUAUUAUUUUCUUUUUCUUUUUUUUCUUUUUUUUUUUUUUUACAGUGCCAUAAGAAGAAGGAAAAAAAGAUGAAAUUUUAUUAAAGAUUUGAUUUCAGUGUUUUUUUUAAAUUUAUUUUUAUAAAUGUUGAAGCAGACCUCAAGCCCAACGUGAAUUCAAGUUCUCAUUAAUGCUCAACAGUACUUGACCGUAUUUGCAACUGUUUUUAACUGAAACUGACCUCACUAUCCCACAAACGUCUUGACAGGUAUUUUUAUUUUCAUUUUUUUUUGUAAGCUCAUGUUAUUAAUCCAUAACACACGCUUGCACACACUACUGCAGCAUGCUUAGUGUCUUAGCUUGCCUUUUGAUCGCAGACGUGUAGAUCAGUGUUAUGGUUAGAAAUGUGUUGCUUUUCCUUUACUUGUUCAGCAGUGCCUAUGUUUUGGUCAUUUACAUAUUUUUCUCCUUGGUACCUUUUAAUGUCCGGGGUCUUUCACAGCUCUUUGGCAUCAGAGUUUGUUUAAACCGUUUACAACACCACUGAAUUAUCCAAAUGAGCUCGUCCUUUUAACAAAGUACGAAAUCAAAUGAAUGAAGCGGAUGUUUUGCCUGUCGGCCCUGACUGAUCUGAACAGAGUUUUCCAUGGAGGGAAACCGUCAGCCAUGUUUACGUGCAGACGUUUUCACUAAACUGAACAAAUUAUUUGAUUUAUUUAUCUUCACCUCAAACAGCCUGUUAAAUCUCCUUGUGUGUGUUACAUAUAAUCCCAUCCACAUGUAUUGUAACUAGUUAUUACAAUAACAAGGAGAACCUUUUAAGUUUUGUCAGUGGAACAAAGAUUUUUCCAUUUGUGGUGAAGAUUUUAGUUACGUUAAUGUUUGCAUGUAAACAUAGCUCUUCAUGGAUAGUCCAUUUCCCUCUCACAAACAGCUGUUAUUAUUUAAAAAAAAAAAAAAAAAAACCUUGGACAUUAAUGUGAAUACACAUUAGGUACUUGUGUUUAACAGGAAGAGUUAUUUAACUGUUUAAAAAAAAAAAAAAAAAAGCUGCUGGUUUAUUUUUGGUCACAUUUUUCGACUUGUUAAAAGGAGAUGGUGGAUGUGUAUCGGACACGAUCUGUUUAAUUGUUCACCGUGAAGCGAUGGUACGUGUUUGCUCGCCAAUCUUUCAGUAGUGGUUUAUUGAAUAUUAAACGGUACCCUUGGGCAUCACCUCAAACCAGUUAUACUUAUUCUGAAGAAAACAUGGCUUUGGCUUGGCACUGUGCUGCUGUUUUUUGUGUGUAUGUGCGUGUGUGAAAGCUGUUUUAAUGUUUUAAAUUUGAAAGCUGUAGGGAUUCUGUUUGUAGCAGUUGUGAUUUUCCACUUGGUACCUGUAUGGCAUGGAUCAGAAUGCUGCCAUGUACAUGGCUCAGUAUUGACAAGAACCACAAGGGGGAAAAAAAAACAAACAAGAAAAGCCUCUAGGCUGGUGCUUUAAAAAAAAAAAAAAAAAGGAAAAGAAAAAAAAAAAGGCGAGACCCGUUGAUGAUUAAGAUGCAACUGUUUCACUCCAAGUGAUGUUUACAGUUUUUGUACUCCAGAUUCUUCUGUUUACUGUUAUAGACUCUGAGAGCCUGUUGUUCGAAUUCAUUUGAGUAAUUACAUCGACACCCUCAGUCAGCUUAAUGCAAAGUCAGGUACAAUCCAGAUACUCCCCCAGCCCUGUACACACACACACACACACCCCACACCCCUCCUUCAGACCAGAAACUAUUGGUACGUCCCAGUUCUCUGAGCCAAGAGCACUUUUUUUUUUUUUAAAUAUAUAUUUUAUUGCUAUACUGUAUUCCAUGUUGUGCUUAGCCAAAGUCAAAAGGUCAGAAUUUUCUUCACGUUUUCUGUUCACUCGAUCUGAAAUGGAAAGAAAGCAUUAUUCGGUGUCUGUUAGCGUACUCGAUGUGCAGGCGUUUGUAACGCAUGUACAAUUGUACAACCGUCUGUCCUUUUUGAUGUUGAAAUUUUUGCACAUUUUUGAGACCAUAAUUUAUACACUGAUUUUAAUACUCUUGGCAGUGAAUGUUUGGCACAUUGUGUGUGUGUGUUUGUGUGUGUGUGUGUGUUUGUAAGAGUGUGUGUAAGAGUGUAUGAAUGCUUUUGAUUGUAUGUACAGCCAGGGAACAGUAGGAUUCUCUGACACGGUGUGGUAGGAAGAGCCGAGCUCAUGCAGGAAUGUACCACUCGAAUUACAGGUGGCACUGUUCGUGCGUUUGCUUGUACGUCUGCAUUCUUUUGUCUUCUUGAAAUGCAGCCCACAGGCUUGAACAAGCCACCACCAUGUUGUUGCUGUUCGACACUUUAACAGCUUGUUCCUAAUCACCAUCUUGGCUUCACUUUACUAACAGGACAGGCUUUCUAAUGAAGUUCGUUGUGCCACUGCUGCCACUCCUGAAUGCACUUUGUGUAUGUGUGUGUGUGUGUGUGUGUGUGUGUGUGUGUGUGUGUGUGUGUGUGUAUAUAUAUAUAUAUAUAUAUAUAUAUAUAUAUAUGUCGGGCCUUUUUCUGAUUUGAGUACUGCCAGUGCAAAGGGCACUGUGCUCAAUGCCUUGCGCUUUUGACUACACAACUGAAAAGAAAAAGAUCAUUAAAAUUAACCAAAAGGGGGGAAAAAAAACAACAACCAAAAAAUUAUUUAAAAUGGAAAUAAAUAAAAAGAAAGAUUUUCUCUUUCCGACAGAGUUCACUUAUCUGACUCAAAACUCUCUUGUCUGCUUUGUCUAUGGUACGAGAAAGCCAUGUUUAUAAUUCAAUUUCGUUUGUGACCAAUAAGCCUGUUUAUAUCAAAUCUGUAUAUCAGUGCGGCGCAUAAUUUUUUUUUUAUAUAUAUAUAUAUAUAUAUAUAAAUUUUAUUUUUUUUUCUUUUUUUAAAACUCAAGAUUAUAUGCAUGAUAGGCAUUCGAUUGGCCUAAUGAGGUUGUGACCUGCUGUGAAAGCAGAGCUGAUUGGACAAAUUGCUGGACAUCAUGAGAUUGCCUGUAAACAGCUGGCACUUUGUAUAGUGUUGCUAAUGAUGAUAAUGAAAAUAAUAAUAAAAAAAUAUUUAUUUCA